AUGGCGUCCUCUCCUAAUGAUCAACCCCGUCAGCAGCACAUUGUCAUUGUUGGGGGUGGCGCAGCAGGCAUGUCCUGUGCUGCGACGUUGGCAAAUCACCCCGAGAAAUUCAAAGUCACGCUCCUCGAAAAGAACAGCGUCGUAGGAGGCCAAGCGACGUCCAUCCCGCUCGACGAGGGCAAAUUCGGCGCAUCAUGGAUGAAUAACGGCGUUCAGGGAGGAUCUCAGAUCUUCAAACACACCUUCAACUUCUUCAACGCCCACUCCUCCCCCGCCCGUCCCCUCAACCUCCAAGUCUCCUUCGGCAAAGGCCCCUCCGGCUUCUGGACAAACUGCUUCCCCAGCAAGCUCGUCGCCGCGCACGCCUCCGACAUCAAACGCUUCGGCCUCUUCCUCAAGGUCAUCAAAUGGACCAUGCCCGUCUUCGGCCUGUUCCCCAUCUCCGUCAUGCUGCGCCUCUUCUUUUUCAGCAAGGAUUUUGGCGACAAGAUGGUGUACCCGCUCAUUGCGUUGUUUCUCGGCACGGGCAACCAGACGGCGAAUGUGCCCGCGGCGAUUGUUGAGAGGCUGUUUAACGAUCCGAAUAUGAAGCUGUGGGACUAUGACAAGGAGACGUUGUUGCCGAAUCAGCCGACCAUGUACUCUUUUGACUGCCUACACGACUUUUAUGGCAAAUGGAAGGAUAGUCUUGUUGCAAAGGGCGUUGAUAUCAGGACAGACACCGAGGUUCAUCGCGUGCUCUCCCGGUCCAGCCAAGGCGUCGACUUGGCCAUCAAGAACAACAACGCCGACGACAUCACAAACGAACACUUUGACCACCUCGUCAUGUGUGUCCUCGCAGAUGACGCCCUCAAGAUUCUCGCGGACACAGCAACCGGCCGCGAGAAGCGUGUCCUCGGCAGCGCAGCCUUUUACGACGACCUCACCGUUACGCACUCCGACUCAGCCUACUUCAACCGGCAAUACGAAACAAGCUUCAAAUCCGAGCUCUGCGCAGAGCCAAAGUCCGAAGAGCAGUGCCACCAGAUUGCCACCGCCAAGGGGGAAUCAGUCUCUUCAUCGUCGUCGUCGUCGCCUUCAGACAGUUCCGAGCAGUUCAACCCCAUGUACUACACUUACACGUAUCAGCAUGACCCGCGAUUGAUAGAAAUGUCUUUCAACUGCAGCAACUACCAGCACCAGUUCAAGAAAGAAGCUUCUUCUGAGUCUGAAGCGCAACCCGAGCCGGUCUACCAGACAAUCUUCCUCGACAAGCGGAAGAGCGACCUCUGGACGGUCGACGGCAUUGACGAGAACAAAAUCAUCAAGCGGAACUGGUGGCAUCAGCUGGGCCACCGUUGGCAGCAUUACUUGCAAGUCGUGCCGUGCAUGAUGUUUCUGCAAGGACGUAACAAUACAUUUUUCGCUGGAUCGUGGACACUGGUGAACAUGCACGAAGUCGCCUGCAUCAGCGGCAUCGCAGCCGCCUAUCGCCUCGGCGCAGACUACACCAAAUUCGAUGACUUUGCCCAAGACUUCUUUGCAAAGUACCUACUGCUUUCUCACGGUAAAUUCUUUUCGCGAGAGGAAAAGAAAAGGAAGAAAGGGAAAACAGUUUAA
Messenger RNA from Trichoderma gamsii, 1599 nucleotides. RefSeq lists its product as hypothetical. Gene Ontology annotation, molecular function: oxidoreductase activity. The transcript has 4 exons. Bases 1 to 1599 code for a protein of 532 amino acids. The record is from RefSeq and is a predicted model, not a curated record. Lineage: Eukaryota; Fungi; Ascomycota; Sordariomycetes; Hypocreales; Hypocreaceae.